This is a messenger RNA of Colius striatus (speckled mousebird), 1283 nucleotides long. RefSeq lists its product as uncharacterized. The record is from RefSeq and is a predicted model, not a curated record. Bases 1 to 957 code for a protein of 318 amino acids. The transcript has 11 exons. Lineage: Eukaryota; Metazoa; Chordata; Aves; Coliiformes; Coliidae.
AUGGCGAAGGAGAGGAGCAGUGCCGGCAGUGCACUAAGGCAAAAGUGGGUCCCAACAAACACUGGAAAGGUUUAUUAUCUCUUCCUUCUAGGUGAGGCUGACAGGAAUGAUUACUUACAUUCUCCAGCAGAUGUUGUGCUGAAGAAACUUGGAGAUCCCAGAGAUGAGGUCAACAGGAACGAUUACCAACCUUCUCCAGCAGAUGUUGUCCUGGAGAAACUUGGAGAUCCCAGAGGUGGGGCACACAAGAAUAAUUACCCAGCUUUUCCAGUGGAUGUUGUGCUGAAGAAACUUGGAGAUCCCAGAGAUGAGGUCAACAGGAACGAUUACCAACCUUCUCCAGCAGAUGUUGUCCUGGAGAAAUUGGAAGAUCCCGGAGACUUGCCCGCGGUGAAGACAUUCCCAGCCUAUCGUCUGGAGGAAGCGCUGAAGCCUGGCUGGCGGCGCAGGGGUUCUGCACCACGCAAGUCCCAGCGCAAACAAAGAAAGUUCCUGAAUGUGCCAAAACUCAUCGGGGACAUCCUGAAGGAGAUGAAGGCAGACCACGGGCCUGAGCUACGGGAUAUUCAGAACAUGUUUCUGACGGGAAAAGGCUACCAGAGACACUUUGGUGAAGAAACAGUCACGAAUAAAGCCAUGGGCAUGCCAGGUGAGGUUGAUAGGAACAAUUACCCACCUUCUCCAACGGAUUUUGAGUUGCAGAUACUGGGAGAACCCAGAGAUGUGGACUACAAGAAUGCCCAAAGGGGAGAAGCAUAUGAGCAGGGAACUCCAAGUUUGUUUUGCCCCCAGGACAUGCGAAGGCGCUGUAUGAUAGGCACGGUAGUGGCUCUGGUCUGCAUCCCACUGGCACUGGCGAUCUGCUGUAUCGGAAUCCGCUGGUGGAUCAAUCGGCGCCUUGAGAAGGAAGCUUCCCGGUUACAGAGCAAUGCCGACCGCCAGAUCCUGCGCCACUGAGAGAGGGGCAGACGCCUCUCACAGCCCUGAGAGCAGGUCCCAAGAACAGCAGCCACCACUGCAGCCUGGAGCAUCAGACCCUCCCACAGCCCUGUGUUCCCCAGCCCAGCACCAGACUUAGAACUACCUAAACCACCCUCACCCAGCCCGAAACCUCAGCCCCAGGGCGCCAGCAAGGCCUGAGGCUGACCCAAACCCACCCUUUAGCCCUUAGCAGAUGAAGAAAUAGAUGAGAAAUAGAUAUAGAAACACAGGAGAAUGUAUGUUUGUGUAUCUGUGUGUUGCAUUUUGUUCUCUCUUUAAUAAAGGCAUUGAAAGGAGACAAA